AUUAACCUCAUACAGCUCUACAGACUUCUUUUGCCCUCUUAAUGCUUAAAACAGAUUAUCUUGGCUGACUGAACAAUAUAGAGAGGGAAAUUUCCAGUAACCAAUUCCUGUAGAAACAAAAUCUGGACCUCUAGUUCUUCAAGACAGGCAUCUGUUUCUGAAAAAUGGACAAGAAGCCGGAUAUCUACCGGAGGGAGUUAGUGGAUGUUCAGGGUGUCCCCCUCUUCUGGAGCAUUGCUGAGGAGUGGUCCCAGGUGGAGUCAUUUGAGGCCCGACCUGAUGACCUUCUGAUCUCAACCUACCCCAAAUCUGGGACAACCUGGGUCAGCGAAAUAUUGGAUUUGAUCUAUAACAAUGGAGAUGUGGAGAAAUGUAAGCGGGAUGCAAUAUACAAACGAGUGCCGUUCAUGGAAUUGAUAAUUCCUGGAUUCGAGAAUGGUAUAGAGGAUUUGAAAAAAAUGCAGCCUCCUAGAUUAGUGAAAACACACCUACCUGUUCAACUUCUCCCUUCUUCAUUUUGGAAGAAUAACUGCAAGAUGGUGUAUGUUGCACGAAAUGCUAAAGAUGUGGCUGUAUCUUACUAUUAUUUCUACCAGAUGGCAAAAAUACACCCAAAGGCUGGUACCUGGGAGGAAUUCCUGGAUAAAUUCAUGACUGGGAAGGUGGCUUUUGGUUCUUGGUAUGACCAUGUGAAGGGCUGGUGGGAGAAGAGGAAUGAUUAUCGUAUCUUUUAUCUAUUUUAUGAAGACAUGAAAGAGAAUCCAAAACAUGAAAUUCAGAAGUUGUUACAGUUUCUAGAGAAAGAUUUGUCAGAAGAAACUGUGGAUAAAAUCCUCUAUCACAGCUCUUUCAAUGUGAUGAAACAGAAUCCAAGUACAAAUUAUACCACUAUACCAGAUUUUGAUAUGGAUCAUUCUGUAUCUCCUUUCAUGAGAAAGGGUGAGAAAUCAUAUACUAGUUUCUAUACAGCUUGCUAAUUACAGUCAUGGAUCAUUCUGUAUCUCCUUUCAUGAGAAAGGGUAUUUCAGGAGAUUGGAAAAACCAAUUCACCGUAGCCCAGUAUGAAAGAUUUGAAAGAGAUUAUGAAAAGAAAAUGAAAGGUUCUACACUGCGGUUUCGUUCAGAGAUUUAAGAAGUCCUGCUCUUUCUCCGACUUGUUUAACUGACACUUAAAUUAAAAGAAAAAAUAUCCCUUCAAACAUUUAGUGACAAGAAUUCUGUAUGUUAAUUUUCUCUAUUUACUAAUAUUAGUGGUUUGUAAUAGAAUAUUCAAAGAAUUUCAAAGUCUACAUAUAAAAAACCAAUACUGUCUGUAUGAUUUUAAUUACCUUCCACAAUGUUCUUACUCUUCUUAAAGACAAAAUAAUAAAACAAAGUUUAAAAUCUAUAAA
Canis lupus familiaris (dog) is the source of this 1391-nucleotide messenger RNA. It is a transcript of the gene SULT1D1, whose product is annotated as sulfotransferase family, cytosolic, 1D, member 1. Bases 165 to 977 code for a protein of 270 amino acids. The record is from RefSeq and is a predicted model, not a curated record. Gene Ontology annotation, molecular function: sulfotransferase activity. Lineage: Eukaryota; Metazoa; Chordata; Mammalia; Carnivora; Canidae. The transcript is spliced from 8 exons. Gene Ontology annotation, cellular component: cytoplasm. Gene Ontology annotation, biological process: sulfation.